AAAAAAAACCUAUCAAUCCUUGGGUGGAGUUUUUUUCCCCGUUCUCCACGAGGCAACUGUUUGCUCGGGACACGUACGUGAACCUCCUCAAAUUGGCGCACUAAUCCUAAAAGGAGCCAUGAAGUGUUAAAUGGUAGAAACAGAGAGAGCGGCGCUCAGACACCCGCACGCUGGGGAGAGAGGGAGGAAACAGCGCAGCUCCAAUGCGUCUGUGCAACACAGGCUGAAGAAAAAAAAACUUAUCGACUCACAAAACCAAAAGACCCGCGCCGCGCAAUUAGUGCGAGAAAAUCCACUUUUUCCUCCGGUUUUGAAGAAAAUAAAUAAAUAAAUCAAGCUGGCUCAGUGCGUGUCUCAGCAGCCCACUUUGACAGGUGCUCCUCACCCCCUUUGGAGGACUGUCAACAGCAAGAGGAUGGCAUCAGAGCUGGCAAUGAGCAACUCCGACCUGCCCACCAGUCCCCUGGCCAUGGAAUAUGUUAAUGACUUCGAUCUGAUGAAGUUUGAAGUGAAAAAGGAGCCGGUGGAGCCCGAUCGCAGCAUCAGCCAGUGCAGCCGCCUGGUCGCCGGGGGAUCCCUGUCUUCCACCCCGAUGAGCACGCCUUGCAGCUCGGUUCCCCCCUCUCCAAGCUUCUCGGCGCCCAGUCCGGGAUCAGGGAGCGAGCAGAAAGCCCACUUGGAGGAUUUCUACUGGAUGACCGGGUACCAACAGCAGUUGAACCCCGAGGCUCUGGGCUUUAGCCCGGAGGACGCCGUAGAGGCGCUGAUCAGCAGCAGUCACCAGCUCCAGACCUUCGACGGCUAUGCCAGAGGGCAGCAGUUCGGCGGCGCGGCCGGCGCGGGGGGCGCCAUGCCCGGGGAGGAGAUGGGAUCGGCGGCCGCGGUGGUGUCGGCGGUCAUCGCCGCAGCCGCGGCGCAGAACGGCGCCCCACACCACCACCACCACCACCACCACCACCACCACACAGGGGCACACCACCCCUCCUCCGGCGCGCAGUCCGGCGGCGGCGCGGGGGGCAACCACCAGCACCUGCGCCUGGAGGAGCGCUUCUCGGACGAGCAGCUGGUGACCAUGUCCGUGCGGGAAUUGAACCGGCAGCUGCGCGGAGUCAGCAAGGAGGAGGUGAUCCGCCUGAAACAGAAGAGGAGGACGCUAAAGAACAGAGGCUAUGCCCAGUCGUGCCGGUACAAGCGCGUCCAGCAGCGGCACGUCCUGGAGGGGGAGAAGACGCAACUCAUGCAGCAGGUGGACCACCUCAAGCAGGAGAUCUCCCGGCUGGCCAGGGAGAGGGACGCCUACAAGGAGAAAUACGAGAAGCUGAUCAGCACCGGGUUCAGAGAAAACGGGGGAUCCGGCAGCGACAACAACCCUUCGUCCCCGGAGUUUUUCAUGACGUCGAGAAAAUUCCUCCAUCUGUGAUAGAGAGCGGUGACCUCCAUCGUCCCAUCGCCCUGGAGUCUGAGAUGAUAUGACACUGGAAUGCUGACGUUUCAAAGAGCAACCUACGGCACCCGGACUGCCAUAAAGCACAAUGUCUCAAAAGCAUCCAAACAGCGGCUGCAGGGCCACUAAUCGGCAGCAAACCCAAAGCCAGAGUUCAAUACAAAAAUAAGGAUUCAAACAAAAAAACAACGGGAGGCUGAAAUCCCUCAGUCUACUGGUCAAACAUCAAGGGAAGCAACAGAAAUUACCACCUGUAUUUGCUAUUCAAAUGGACACGGAUCAUCUCAUGAAACCCUCUAAAUUGUAAUUAAGACUUACAAGAUUAUAUAUUGUUGAUAUGUAGGUUGAGUCAAAUAGCAAACUGAACAAUGAUGUCCACACCCAUUUUAGCACAUACCCAGAAUCCAGACUAGUGUAUAUACUGUACAGAAGAUGAAUAGGGACAUUGAUAAGAAUAAACCUUUGCAGAAUAAUGUAUAUAGCCAUAAGAACCAUACCUCUAGUGUGUUUAUACAGUAUAUCCAUAAGUGUCACAUGCCCAUUAAUCCUUAUUUCCUCUGUGCCCCAAAAAAUUUAUUACUAAGAAAACUAUUUGCAAUCCCAUAGAAACUUGGUACUGGACGAGCAGAUGGCAGAUAUACAGACGUUAAUUGGGAAGACGCAAUAUUUGCCGUGCUGAAAUAAAAGAGCUCUUUUUUUGAACAGACAGCAGACAAACGGAUUCGAUUUGACAGUUGCAUAUUUGAAAAAAAAAAAAACAAAA
Messenger RNA from Betta splendens (Siamese fighting fish), 2207 nucleotides. It is a transcript of the gene mafb, whose product is annotated as MAF bZIP transcription factor b. Gene Ontology annotation, biological process: regulation of transcription by RNA polymerase II. NCBI's taxonomy places the organism in Eukaryota, Metazoa, Chordata, Actinopteri, Anabantiformes, Osphronemidae. The record is from RefSeq and is a predicted model, not a curated record. Gene Ontology annotation, cellular component: nucleus. The transcript has 3 exons. Gene Ontology annotation, molecular function: RNA polymerase II cis-regulatory region sequence-specific DNA binding; DNA-binding transcription factor activity, RNA polymerase II-specific. Bases 416 to 1420 code for a protein of 334 amino acids.